AUGAUGGUUCCCGUGAUGAAGAAAGGCUACGGCGCGUUUGGCGGGGCCACUCUGGAGAAGUCGAAGCUCGACCUCUCAUUCUCCACCGCCAAAACCGGCGCGCAGAACGGGGAGGUGUUUGACCGCGCGUCCGUGCAGGCGGUGCUGGAGGAGUGGUUUCGAACCAUGGCGGACCUGCCUGCUGGGAUUCGGCGGGCUGUGGAGCCGGGCUUGGUGAGUUCAGCGCAGGUGGCGCGGCUGAUGAGCAUGGACGCACGACCCACCAUUGCCAGACUCAUCUCCCGCCUCGCCCCUCCUGACCUCUCCCGCGCCUUCAUUGGCAGAAUGAUGGCAGACCCAGCCUUCCUCUUCAAGCUCGCACUCGAGCAAGCGGCCACCGUCGCCACAGCAGUGCGUUGGGAAGUGCAGCAGCGGCGCGGGCAGCAGAACGGGCAGCUGAACGGGCAGGAUGGGCAGGGCGUGAAGUCAAAACUUGUCCAAGAAUGGCCCCUAGCCCUGACCAACGUCCUCACUCUCUCCCUCUGCAACCUCGCACUCGUAUGGUGCCUCUCCCCCUCUCGAUCCUACGGCUCUACUGCCACCAAUGAGUUGCAGAUGGCGCUGCAAAAACUGCCCAAUAAUGUUUUCGAUCGCAGCUACGCGCUCCGGGAAUUUAAGCUGCCCGAGCGGGUGGGAAGUUUCUUCUUCAACGCUGCCCGGCUGAGCUUGAUUGGCUCAGCAGUGGGUGCUGCUGGUGGGGCAGCUUCAAAUACUAUACUGAAAGUGAUGCAAGGGAGGAAGAAAGCAGGAGCAGGAGCGUCACAAGAGAAAGAGGGAGCAUCUUCCAGAGGGAGUGGGGAGGCGGAUCAGUAUCAACCAUCUGUAGCGGUGCCAUCGCCAGCAAAGUCGGCUGUAGCAUUUGGUGCUUUCACGGGACUCUCCGGGAACCUUCGGUACCAGCUGCUGUAUGGGGCGGACAGGGUGUUACAGGAGCAUUUCAACCAUAUCCCUGUGGCCAUCCUCGGCACCACUGCCCUGAGGGUCGGCAACAUACUGCUGGGGGAGCCAUCGCGCCUCUCCUGGCUCGGGCUGGACAGCGAAUCUGUGCAGCAGGCACAGGCAGAGCACCGAGCCUACCACCGACCCUCGCUCGCAGGCUCGGGGAAGAGGCUCGGCAAUGGAGGGGGGAAGGCGGGGGCUUACCAAAUGGUUUGGAGGAAGGUGAAGCAGAGGUUUUCUGUGGAGCGGUAA
Molecule: messenger RNA, 1230 nt
Organism: Closterium sp. NIES-65
Lineage: Eukaryota; Viridiplantae; Streptophyta; Zygnematophyceae; Desmidiales; Closteriaceae
Source: the annotation of a GenBank genome assembly